Messenger RNA from Capsella rubella, 1822 nucleotides. RefSeq names its product ethylene-responsive transcription factor ERF118. Gene Ontology annotation, molecular function: DNA binding; DNA-binding transcription factor activity. The transcript is spliced from 2 exons. Gene Ontology annotation, biological process: regulation of DNA-templated transcription. The coding region runs from base 773 to 1771 and encodes 332 amino acids. NCBI's taxonomy places the organism in Eukaryota, Viridiplantae, Streptophyta, Magnoliopsida, Brassicales, Brassicaceae. The record is from RefSeq and is a predicted model, not a curated record.
UAGAGAUUUGCGUCGUCUCUCUGGUGUAUUUUGUAAAAACCAAAGCUUUUGUUUUUUUUUAAUUAUAUAAUUUUUUUUUUGUAACAACACUUGUUUACUGUUUUUUCCUCUGUGAAAUUUGGUCACGGAUCCUUUGUUUCUUUUUUAUAUACUCUUUAAGAGAAAAAAUAAUCUCAUCCCCAGGUUUCUUACCCAUCUAUCUAUCUAUCUUUCUCUCUUGUCUCUAGGGUUCUGGGUUUUAGCUGUUUGGGUUUUAUUUGGUUUCUCACUUUCUCUUGUCUGUCUCUUUGUCUUUUUUUUUUUCUUGAAGAACAGGGUAAAGGAAGAAGAGUUUGGUUUUUUUGGAGGUUUUGAUUAAAUCGGAGUAAUCAACCAACAAAAAGGCGUUUAUAACGCUUUGAUUUAUGUCGGCUGGGUUUGAAUCGACUGUGAUUUUGUCUUUGAUUCAUCUCUCUUCUCCGAUUUAUUCAUCAUCAUCAUCUUCUUCAACGCCAUCGUCUUCUUUGAAAUCUGGUCUGCUCAACGCUCUUCACUUCUGCUCUAAGCAGAGGCUUGUUCUCCAGACUCCUUCUCUUUCCAUGCGCUUAAGACCCAAAAGGACUUGUUCUGGUGUUGAAGUCUUUGGGGGUUUUCACAUAAAGCAGCAAAAAUUUUCUUUUUUCAUAGUUCGCUGAGAGUUUUGAGUUUUUGAUUCACAAAAAGUUUUGACCUUUUGAGUGAUUUUUUUGUUCGUUCUGUUUUCUUGGGUAUAUUGAGGAGUGGGGUAUAAACAAUGGUUGAGGUUAGAAAAGAUCAGUCUUUGAGUGGUACUACUAGUGUGGAGAUGAAGAAGAAACAAAAGAGGAACACUUUAUCAUCCCUUCCUCAAGAAACCCAACCUUUGAGAAAAGUCCGUAUCAUUGUCAAUGAUCCUUAUGCUACUGAUGAUUCCUCUAGCGAUGAGGAAGAGCUUAAGGUUCCUAAGGUUCGGAAAGUGAAGCGUAUUGUUCGUGAGAUUAACUUCCCGUCUAUGGUAGUUUCUGAGCAGCCUUCUGAGAGUUCUUCUCAGGACAGUACUAAAACUGUUAGCAAGAAAGCUGCGUCAGCUACUCCUGCUUGUCCUAUGGUGUUGACUAAGAAGCCUGUUGGUGUUAGGCAGAGGAAAUGGGGGAAAUGGGCUGCUGAGAUUAGGCAUCCCAUCUCUAAAAAUAGGAUUUGGUUGGGUACUUUUGAUACUCUUGAAGAUGCUGCUAAGGCUUAUGAUGUUAAGAAGAUUGAGUUUGAAGCACUUGCGGCUUCCGUCUCUGUUUCUGGAAAUGCGUCGACUAAACCUGCUGUUUCUUCAUCUGAGACGAGUCAAUGCUCUCGUUCUUCACCUGUUGCUCCUGUUGAGCAAGAUGAAACUUCAGCUUCAGCUCUCACUAGUGUCAACACAACUGUUGAAGUCUCUAAAGAAGUGACCACUGCUCCAACUCCAAACGCUGCUGCUGGGGGAAACAAGGAUCUGCUGUUCGACUUCGACUUCACUGAUCUACAAAUCCCUGAUCUUGGUUUCUUUGCGGAUGGUCCAAAUGGGAACGACCUUGACUUUGAUUGUUUACUCAAUGAUGAUCAGUUUGAUGGCUUUGGCUUGCUUGAUGACAUUCAAGGAUUCGAAGAUGAUGGUCCAAGCGAAUUGCCGGAUUUCGACUUUGCGGAUGUUGAAGAGCUAGCUGAUUCUAGUUUCGGUUUUCUCGAUCAACUCGCCCCUCUCAACAUUGGUUGCCCAUUAAAAAGUUUUGCAGCUUCAUAGGAUACUUACUUCAAUGUUUUCAAGUGAGAAGAGUCUUUCUUUUUCAUCAUU